GUGACUCAAGCUCUGCGAAUUCAGUUAGUCUACUACAACUAUGAAUGCAUUGUGAGUGGCUUGUGGGCAACAGAAGCAGACCUUUAUUUGGCAUUUGUUUCUUUUUUCGUCGCCAAUGCAAAAGGAAAUAUGCAGCGACGACUUACCUUGGUCUUUGUUAGUUUUUGUGUUGGGUUUUGCGCUGGUUCAAGUUUCCCAAGUAAUAUAAAUAUAGGGGGAUUGUUCCCAAACGGCUCACACGAAUAUGAGGUUUUUCGGUUUGCACUCUCUCAUCACCAGGAUAUCCCCAAACUGGUACCACAAGUGGACAUGGUCGACACAGCAAGCAGCUUUGCUAUGACAUAUGCAUUUUGUUCACAGUUUUCCAAAGGAGUCUAUGCCAUCAUUGGAUUGUAUGACAGGAAGACCAUGAACAUGCUCAUGUCGUUCUGCGGGGCUCUCCACGUCUGCUUUGUGACACCCAGUUUCCCAAUUGAAACCAACAACCAGUUUGUGAUCCAGCUGAGACCGGAGCUUCAGGAGCCCCUUAUUGCCCUGAUUCAUCACUACAAAUGGACCAAGUUUGUCUACAUGUAUAGCUCUCAUUCAGGCCUGACAGUGCUGCAGAAGAUUCUGGAUACAGCAGCAGAGAGGACAUGGCAGGUGACAUCAGUAAACCUGGACAGUGGUAUGGAUCAGGUGGCCUUCCUGAAGGUGGUUCAGGACCUAGAGAAGAAGAAGGAGUACAACAUCAUCCUGGACUGUGAGCUGGAGAGACUCAACUUGAUCCUCAACCUGAUCGCUGCUCAGAAGAAGAACCUAAAAAAUUACCACUACAUAUUGGCAAACCUGGGAUUUUUGGACAUGAACUUCACUGAGUUCCAGAAGAGUGGUGCCAACAUCACCGGGUUCCAACUAAUGAACUACUCAGACGAAAAUGUCAGCAAGGUCAUAGAGGAAUGGGUGGACUUUGACAGCAAAGACCUUAAGCUACCCAAGAGAAGACUGAAGUACACGGGAGCCCUCACAUACGACGGAGUGAGCGUCAUGGCAACCGCCUUUCAGAACCUUCGGAAGCAGCGUAUUGACAUCUCCCGGCGAGGCAACGCUGGCGAGUGUCUGGCCAACCCACCAGCUCCCUGGGGCCAGGGUAUCGACAUCCAGAGAGCCCUACAGCAGGUUCGAAUUGAGGGCUUGACUGGACAUGUCCAGUUUAACGAGAAAGGCCAUCGGACCAACUACACAGUCAGCGUCAUGGAGCUGAGCCCGAGUGGACCGCUGAAGGUGGGCUACUGGAACGAGAACGAGAACUAUGUGAACACAGCGGUAUACACGCCGGUGGUUGAAGAGUUCUUCGGACUGCAAAACAGGACCUACAUAGUGACCAGUAUCCUUGAAUCUCCAUAUGUGAUGCUGAAGAAAAAUCAUGAGCAGCUGGUGGGGAACGAUAAGUAUGAGGGCUAUUGUGUGGAGCUGGCCGCCGAGAUCGCCAAGCAUGUGGGCUAUACUUAUAAACUGGAGAUCGUAGGGGAUGGAAAGUACGGAGCCAGAGACGCUGAGUCCAAGAUGUGGAACGGGAUGGUGGGCGAGCUCGUUUAUGGGAAAGCAGAUGUAGCAGUAGCCCCGUUGACCAUCACCCUGGUGAGAGAGGAGGUGAUCGACUUCUCCAAGCCCUUCAUGUCCCUGGGCAUCUCCAUCAUGAUCAAGAAGCCCACCAAGUCAAAACCUGGAGUCUUCUCCUUCCUCGACCCACUGGCCUACGAGAUCUGGAUGUGCAUCGUGUUUGCCUACAUCGGUGUGAGCGUGGUUCUCUUCCUGGUCAGCCGCUUCAGCCCAUACGAGUGGCAGGGGGACGACUCAGAGGGAGAGGAGGGCCAAGAGCAGCAGCAGAGACAUCAGUCGUUCAGUCCCAGGAGAGAGCCAGGACAGUCCCAGUCCCAACCGGGACAAAACCAGGGCCAAGGACAGGGCCAGUCCCAGUCCCAACCGGGCCAAAACCAGGGCCAAGGACAGGGCCAGGGCCAAGGACAGGGCCAGAGCCCGAGUGAGGGGCACACCAAUGAGUUUGGGAUAUUCAACAGCUUGUGGUUCUCGCUGGGCGCCUUCAUGCAGCAGGGCUGUGACAUCUCGCCAAGGUCCCUCUCUGGUCGCAUUGUAGGGGGAGUGUGGUGGUUCUUCACCCUCAUCAUCAUCUCGUCCUACACGGCCAACCUGGCUGCUUUCCUCACCGUGGAGAGGAUGGUGUCGCCCAUAGAGAGCGCUGAGGACCUGGCCAAGCAGACGGAGAUCGCCUAUGGUACUCUAGACGGAGGCUCCACCAAAGAGUUCUUCAGGAGAUCGAAAAUAGCCGUAUUUGAGAAGAUGUGGUCCUACAUGAAGUCUGCCGACCCGUCAGUGUUCGUGAAGACCACAGACGAGGGCGUGGUGCGGGUCAGGAAGUCCAAAGGGAGGUACGCCUACCUGCUGGAGUCCACCAUGAACGAAUACAUCGAGCAGAGAAAACCCUGUGACACCAUGAAGGUGGGAGGGAACCUGGACUCCAAGGGUUACGGAGUGGCCACGCCCAAGGGAUCGGCACUAAGAAACCCAGUAAACUUGGCAGUGUUAAAACUGAACGAGCAGGGCCUGUUGGACAAAUUGAAAAACAAAUGGUGGUACGACAAGGGAGAGUGCGGCAGCGGAGGAGGUGACUCCAAGGACAAGACCAGCGCUCUGAGCCUCAGCAAUGUGGCUGGGGUGUUCUACAUCCUGAUUGGAGGGCUGGGGCUGGCCAUGCUCGUGGCCUUGGUCGAGUUCUGUUACAAGUCCAGGAUCGAGUCGAGGAGGAUGAAGCAAAUCAUCGAUGCAGCCAUGCUGAGUUCCACCCUGAACCGCAUGACCAGGACAGGGAGCGGGGGCGAGAAUGGACGAGUGGUCGCCCAUGACUUCCCCAAAGCGUCACAGACUCUCCCCUGCAUGAGCCAGGCCGCGGGCAUGUGAUGGGGCAGUCCUUCCUCUGCACAGACCCCACCAAAAAGAGAAAUGGAAAAGAGGAGGGGGGGGGGACUACAGCCAAUAGGAUUCACUGACUACUGCCAAUAGGAUUCACUGACUACUGCCAAUAGGAUUCACUGACUACAGCCAAUGGGAUUCACUGACUACAGCCAAUAGGAUUCACUGACUACAGCCAAUAGGAUUCACUGACUACAGCCAAUAGGAUCCACUGACUACAGCCAAUAGGAUUCACUGACUACAGCCAAUGGGAUUCACUGACUACAGCCAAUAGGAUUCACUGACUACAGCCAAUAGGAUUCACUGACUACAGCCAAUAGGAUUCACUGACUACAGCCAAUAGGAUUCACUGACUACAGCCAAUAGGAUCCACUGACUACAGCCAAUAGGAUUCACUGACUACAGCCAAUGGGAUUCACUGACUACAGCCAAUAGGAUUCACUGACUACAGCCAAUAGGAUUCACUGACUACAGCCAAUAGGAUUCACUGACUACAGCCAAUAGGAUUCACUGACUGCAGCCAAUAGGAUCCACUGACUACAGCCAAUAGGAUUCACUGACUACAGCCAAUAGGAUUCACUGACUGCAGCCAAUAGGAUUCACUGACUACAGCCAAUAGGAUUCACUGACUACAGCCAAUAGGAUUCACUGACUACAGCCAAUAGGAUUCACAGACUACAGCCAAUAGGAUUCACUGACUGCAGCCAAUAGGAUUCACUGACUACAGCCAAUAGGAUUCACAGACUACAGCCAAUAGGAUUCACUGACUGCAGCCAAUAGGAUUCACAGACUACAGCCAAUAGGAUUCACAGACUACAGCCAAUAGGAUUCACUGACUGCUCACUCUGAAGAUAGAAACAACAAACAAAAUCACUUUUGUAAAGAGACGGUUUAUUUGGAUCUUUUCUGCUGCAAUAAAGAUGGCCGUCUUGGACUUUAAUAGAUGGCAUACUUUUGUGUAUCAAAAAGAAAAGAAAAAGAGAAGUUCUUCCCCAACCCAAUUAAUAGUGACACUUUUUGCACUAUGUCAGUUUUUCUGGUCGACAAUUCAGUUUUUCUUGUCUACUACUAUCAUUAACAGUCAUGAACAGCUACAGUGGAGCCUGAAAUAAUUGAACCCCUUGAUAAAGAUGAGCAAUAAUGUAUCAAAUAAAGAAUUCAAAUACUAAGCUAUAUUGUAUGCAACAAAAAUAAUGAGGAAAUUAUAUUAUUUUAUACUAAUAUCUUGGAGAAAGAGAUUCUGUUUGAUAAAUUAACUACUUUUUUCCUCAGAAAAGGGAAAAGGGUCAAACCGAUUGACACCCCGAAAGAUUCUUAUAAAUAAAUUAGUCAAAAGUUUAGUAUUUAGUCCCAUAUUCCUAGCACGCAAUGAUUACAUCAAGCUUGUGACUCUACAAACUUGUUGGAUGCAUUUGCAGUUUGUUUUGGUUGUGUUUUAAAUUAUUUUUGGCCCAAUAUAAAUGAAUGGUAAAUAAUGUAUUGUGUCAUUUUGGUGUCAUUUUUUAUUAGAAAUAAGUAUAGAAUAUAUUUCUAAACACUUUUACAUUAAUGUGGGAUGUUACCAUGAUUACAGAUAAUCCUGAAUGAAUCGUGAAUAAUGAUUUGUGAGAAAGGUCAAAGGUCAUUCCCCAAAGCCAUGAGGUUAGCAUGUUUUAGGGGUAUGACCUUUUGAGUAAACAAUAUAGCUCAGCAUUUCAAUGAUUUAUAUUUUACACUCAUUAAUGCUUAGCUGUAUCAAGGGUGUCAAUCAUUUUGCCUUGUGACACAAAAAUGUCCAAUCCCAAACAUUUGACUACCUAUCUAUAGGUGCAUACAGUAUGUUGAAUAAAACUACUGCUGAAUGUUUUCACACAUCACAUAGGAAUGGAUGAUUUCUGUAUUGUUUCUCACAUGAGCCACUUUGUCAACGUCACUGCAUUGAAAUUUCAUUCCGAUUUCCUCUCUAAUUAUAUAUAUAUAUAUACAUAUAAUAUUUCCUGCCCAACACCUGACAUGGAGAAUUCAUUUACAUUUUGAAAUUACUAUAAAACUACAAUAUGACAUAUUUCAAAACCAUUUUCCCUAUUGUGUUCCCUUGUCGUGUAAAUAUGUUAUAAACCACCAGUUUGUAGGUCAUUACCAUUUAGAGGAGUGAGUCAUUUAACAGACUCUCUGAUCCAGAGCCAGUACAGUAGUGAGUAAUUUAACAGACUCUCUUAUCCAGAGCCACGACAGUAGUGAGUCAUUUAACAGACUCUCUGAUCCAGAGCCACUACAGUAGUGAGUCAUUUAACAGACUCUCUGAUCCAGAGCCACUACAGUAGUGAGUAAUUUAACAGACUCUCUUAUCCAGAGCCACUACAGUAGUGAGUCAUUUAGCAGACUCUCUGAUCCAGAGCCACUACAGUAGUGAGUCAUUUAACAUACUCUCUGAUCCAGAGCCACUACAGUAGUGAGUCAUUUAACAGACUCUCUGAUCCAGAGCCACUACAGUAGUGAGUCAUUUAACAGACUCUCUGAUCCAGAGCCAGUACAGUAGUGAGUCAUUUAACAGACUCUUAUCCAGAGCCACUACAGUAGUGAGUCAUUUAACAUUGUCUCUUAUCCAGAGCCACUACAGUAGUGAGUCAUUUAACAUUGUCUCUUAUCCAGAGCCACUACAGUAGUGAGUCAUUUAACAUUGUCUCUUAUCCAGAGCCACUACAGUAGUGAGUCAUUUAGCAGACUCUCUGAUCCAGAGCCACUACAGUAGUGAGUCAUUUAGCAGACUCUCUGAUCCAGAGCCACUACAGUAGUGAGUCAUUUAACAGACUCUCUGAUCCAGAGCCACUACAGUAGUGAGUCAUUUAGCAGACACUCUGAUCCAGAGCCACUACAGUAGUGAGUCAUUUAACAGACUCUCUGAUCCAGAGCCACUACAGUAGUGAGUCAUUUAACAGACUCUCUGAUCCAGAGCCACUACAGUAGUGAGUCAUUUAACAGACUCUCUGAUCCAGAGCCACUACAGUAGUGAGUCAUUUAACAGACUCUCUUAUCCAGAGCCACUACAGUAGUGAGUCAUUUAGCAGACUCUCUGAUCCAGAGCCACUACAGUAGUGAGUCAUUUAACAGACUCUCUGAUCCAGAGCCACUACAGUAGUGAGUCAUUUAACAGACUCUCUGAUCCAGAGCCACUACAGUAGUGAGUCAUUUAACAGACUCUCUGAUCCAGAGCCACUACAGUAGUGAGUCAUUUAACAGACUCUUAUCCAGAGCCACUACAGUAGUGAGUCAUUUAACAGACUCUUAUCCAGAGCCACUACAGUAGUGAGUCAUUUAACAGACUCUUAUCCAGAGCCACUACAGUAGUGAGUCAUUUAACAGACUCUCUGAUCCAGAGCCACUACAGUAGUGAGUCAUUUAACAUACUCUCUUAUCCAGAGCCACGACAGUAGUGAGUCAUUUAACAGACUCUCUGAUCCAGAGCCACUACAGUAGUGAGUAAUUUAACAGACUCUCUGAUCCAGAGCCACUACAGUAGUGAGUCAUUUAACAGACUCUCUUAUCCAGAGCCACUACAGUAGUGAGUCAUUUAGCAGACUCUCUGAUCCAGAGACACUACAGUAGUGAGUCAUUUAACAUACUCUCUGAUCCAGAGCCACUACAGUAGUGAGUCAUUUAACAGACUCUCUGAUCCAGAGCCAGUACAGUAGUGAGUCAUUUAACAGACUCUUAUCCAGAGCCACUACAGUAGUGAGUCAUUUAACAGACUCUUAUCCAGAGCCACUACAGUAUUGAGUCAUUUAACAGACUCUUAUCCAGAGCCACUACAGUAGUGAGUCAUUUAACAUUGUCUCUUAUCCAGAGCCACUACAGUAGUGAGUCAUUUAGCAGACUCUCUGAUCCAGAGCCACUACAGUAGUGAGCCAUUUAACAGACUCUUAUCCAGAGCCACUACAGUGGUGAGUCAUUUAACAGACUCUCUGAUCCAGAGCCACUACAGUAGUGAGUCAUUUAACAGACUCUUAUCCAGAGCCACUACAGUAGUGAGUCAUUUAACAGACUCUUAUCCAGAGCCACUACAGUAGUGAGUCAUUUAACAGACUCUCUGAUCCAGAGCCACUACAGUAGUGAGUCAUUUAACAUACUCUCUUAUCCAGAGCCACGACAGUAGUGAGUCAUUUAACAGACUCUCUGAUCCAGAGCCACUACAGUAGUGAGUCAUUUAACAGACUCUCUGAUCCAGAGCCACUACAGUAGUGAGUCAUUUAACAGACUCUCUGAUCCAGAGCCACUACAGUAGUGAGUCAUUUAACAGACUCUCUGAUCCAGAGCCACUACAGUAGUGAGUCAUUUAACAGACUCUUAUCCAGAGCCACUACAGUAGUGAGUCAUUUAACAGACUCUUAUCCAGAGCCACUACAGUAGUGAGUCAUUUAACAGACUCUUAUCCAGAGCCACUACAGUAGUGAGUCAUUUAACAGAUUCUCUGAUCCAGAGCCACUACAGUAGUGAGUAAUUUAACAUACUCUCUUAUCCAGAGCCACGACAGUAGUGAGUCAUUUAACAGACUCUUAUCCAGAGCCACUACAGUAGUGAGUCAUUUAACAGACUCUCUGAUCCAGAGCCACUACAGUAGUGAGUCAUUUAACAGACUCUCUUAUCCAGAGCCACUACAGUAGUGAGUCAUUUAGCAGACUCUCUGAUCCAGAGCCACUACAGUAGUGAGUCAUUUAACAGACUCUUAUCCAGAGCCACUACAGUAGUGAGUCAUUUAGCAGACACUCUGAUCCAGAGCAACUACAGUAGUGAGUAAUUUAACAGACACUCUGAUCCAGAGCCACUACAGUAGUGAGUCAUUUAACAGACUCUCUGAUCCAGAGCCACUACAGUAGUGAGUCAUUUAACAGACUCUCUUAUCCAGAGCCACUACAGUAGUGAGUCAUUUAACAGACUCUCUUAUCCAGAGCCACUACAGUAGUGAGUCAUUUAACAGACACUCUGAUCCAGAGCCACUACAGUAGUGAGUCAUUUAACAGACUCUCUUAUCCAGAGCCACUACAGGAGUGAGUCAUUUAACAGACUCUCUGAUCCAGAGCCACUACAGGAGUGAGUCAUUUAACAGACUCUCUGAUCCUGAGCCACUACAGUAGUGAGUCGUUUAACAGACUCUCUUAUCCAGAGCCACUACAGGAGUGAGUCAUUUAACAGACUCUGUGAUCCAGAGCCACUACAGUAGUGAGUCAUUUAACAGACUCUCUUAUCCAGAGCCACUACAGUAGUGAGUCAUUUAACAGACUCUCUUAUCCAGAGCCACUACAGUAGUGAGUCAUUUAACAGACUCUCCUAUCCAAAGCCACUACAGUAGUGAGUCAUUUAACAGACACUCUGAUCCAGAGCCACUACAGUAGUGAGUCAUUUAACAGACUCUCUUAUCCAGAGCCACUACAGUAGUGAGUCAUUUAACAGACUCUCUGAUCCAGAGCCACUACAGUAGUGAGUCAUUUAACAGACUCUCUGAUCCAGAGCCACUACAGUAGUGAGUCAUUUAGUAGAUGCUCUUAUCCAGAGCCACUACAGUAGUGAGUCAUUUAGCAGACGUUCUUAUUCAGAGAUACUACAGUAGUGAGUCAUUUAGCAGAUACUCUUAUCCUUACAGUAGUGAGUGCAUUUUUGUACUGUUUUUCAUACUGGUCCGCAGUGGGAAUCGAACCCACAACCCUGGCGUUGCAAGCGCCAUGCUCUACCAACUGAGGAUUUAAAGGAUUUAACAGAGUACAGAUAGAACAGACAAUAUCAUUUCUACCUGCUGUUUCAUUCCGCAUGUUUCCAUUAAUAUCUCAGAGAUGGCGUAUGAGCCAUUGAUAAAGAUAGGAACAUGUUCCAAUGGCAGUAGAACAUCUAAUGGUAUAAAAUCUUUGAUUUUUAUUUUAUUUUAUUUUUUUUACCUUUAUUUAACUAGGCAAGUUAAGAACAAAUUCUUAUUUACAGUGAUGGCCUACCAAAAGGCAAAAAGGCCUCCUGCAGGGGAAGGGGGCUGGGAUUGAGAAAUACAUUCAAAUAUAGGACAUGAAUGAGAUGACUAAUCGAGUGGCUUUAGCGUUGGAAAUGAGAUGGUAUGUGAGGAUGACACAAUUAGCCCACAAAUUAGGGUGUGCCAUUUUCAUUUUACUCUACAAAUCCACUGAUGAUUCAGGCUUGUUAACCUACAUUGACGUUUCAGGUUCAGGCUUGUUAACCUACCAAUGACCUAUCCUACAUCACCUAACCUCAGCUACCUAUCUUCAUGUGGAUGGUGUUUUUGAAAACAAACAAAAAAAAGGCAUAUGAUUUAAGACAACUGUACAAUUUCACAACUUUUUUUUUGAUCUACAGUACAAAGACAGUACAAGCACAAGAACACUCUUAAAACGUACACUGUACGGUGGUAUUUGUACUGUAACGUGUUAGACAGCAUCUCAUGGUCUGUUGAGCAGCCAUCCAUUGUAUGUCACUAUCCCAUCACCCAAUAUGUUACUGUACGACUCAGAGGGUCAUUCGUCUUCUAUUCAUUUUCUCCCUAUUUGUUAUCCUCUUUGGCAUAGCACAGUGUCACACAACUAAAACUUAUUUUGGUUUUGUACUGUACUUUAAUCAAUUUGUUAAAAAAAUAUAUUAUAAUAAUAAUAAUAUCCACAUUUGUAUGGUGAGAAAUGUAAUGUAAGAGACCUGGUGUUGAAAUGAUGUUCCAUUCUGUUGAACAGGUGCAGACAGUUUUGUUCCAAGCUUUUCUCAGUCCAAUAUAUUUUGUGCGUUUAUAGUGAGAUGACAUUUAUAUUGUACUUUUAAAUAAUAUUUUGAUCUGGCACUACUUUGUUUAAUUUACUUCUCGAGGUGCAAGAGAAAAUCUACCUUAUGUCUUUGUGUGUUCACAUCUGUCUCAAGCGAUAUCUUUCGGGAAAAGACUAAUGCACAAUUUGGAUUUCAAUGGGCGGGGAGAGAACUUUGUUGAGUAACAGUGCUCUCAAUAAAUUCCAAACUUUUGUAACCACG
This is a messenger RNA of Oncorhynchus nerka (sockeye salmon), 9960 nucleotides long. Its product is annotated as glutamate receptor 1-like. Gene Ontology annotation, biological process: modulation of chemical synaptic transmission; synaptic transmission, glutamatergic. The record is from RefSeq and is a predicted model, not a curated record. Bases 130 to 2958 code for a protein of 942 amino acids. Gene Ontology annotation, molecular function: AMPA glutamate receptor activity; transmitter-gated monoatomic ion channel activity involved in regulation of postsynaptic membrane potential. The transcript has 16 exons. Gene Ontology annotation, cellular component: dendritic spine; AMPA glutamate receptor complex; postsynaptic density membrane. Lineage: Eukaryota; Metazoa; Chordata; Actinopteri; Salmoniformes; Salmonidae.